Messenger RNA from Triticum dicoccoides, 453 nucleotides. Its product is annotated as 40S ribosomal protein S30. The transcript is spliced from 2 exons. Gene Ontology annotation, biological process: translation. Gene Ontology annotation, molecular function: structural constituent of ribosome. The coding region runs from base 81 to 269 and encodes 62 amino acids. Gene Ontology annotation, cellular component: cytosolic small ribosomal subunit; ribosome. Lineage: Eukaryota; Viridiplantae; Streptophyta; Magnoliopsida; Poales; Poaceae. The record is from RefSeq and is a predicted model, not a curated record.
CCUCCCAUCAGCAGAAGCCGCCGCCGCCCGAGCACUCCGUCUCCUCGCCGAAGCGCCGCCGCUCCACCGCCGCAGCCGCCAUGGGUAAGGUGCACGGAUCGCUGGCCCGAGCCGGGAAGGUGCGGGGCCAGACGCCCAAGGUGGCGAAGCAGGACAAGAAGAAGCAGCCGCGCGGCCGCGCCCACAAGCGCAUCCAGUACAACCGCCGCUUCGUCACCGCCGUCGUCGGCUUCGGCAAGAAGCGCGGCCCCAACUCGUCCGAGAAGUAGAUCUAGGUGGUCUCGCGCCAGCCCUCCUUUUUUUUUGUUUCCCGUCAGUAGCUGUGAUCCGUUCCGGUAUGCAUGCUAAGAAGUAAGAAGACCUAAUCAAGUAUCUGUAAUUUUCUGUGAUGUUGGUAAUGGAAAUCUCACUGCAUUGUCCAGUUAAUGUUUGCCAUAUGCCUAUUUUAUCUCA